ACCCUGUCCCCAUCAUCUGCCGUUUUUUCAUCAUUUUCAUCAUCUUUCUGUCUGCUACAUGUCAUAUAUGAAGAAAACUUUGCUGCAUCAUUCUUUUAGCAAUAAACAAGAAUAAAAAACAAUACAUCCACCGUAUCCCGCGGUGCAUCGAUCCUCGCCCACCCAUGGAGGCCGGGGCCGGUCUCGCCGUAGUGGCCGUUUGCUCCGUCCCGGCCAUCGUCGGAUUUGUCUCCCAGCUUCGGUCACCGUCUGUCAAGGAGAACUUCUACGAGGACAAGGACGGGAACAGUACGCCCGAGGCCAACGCCACCUUCUCCAACAGGUGGCCCAAGGUCUUGAUCGUCCUCCUCGCCGCUCUCGGUUCUGCUUCUUCGUUGGCCGUCGCUAUAUUGUCUACCGUUGACCGGCAGGACGUGCUUCUUGCCGAUGGGCUUCUUUCUGCUGCGUGGAUUCUGCUCGUCGUCCAAGCCGCCUGUAUCGCUGCCACGCACGACUCGGUCCACGCCUACAAUGUUGGCUUGUGGGCCUGGGUCAGCAGCUUGGUCUUAGGCCUGGUCUUGCUGAUCCAAGGCACUUCUGUCCUGACCCGUCUUCUACCCCAUCACCCCAUCUCCUUUGCCCUGAGGAUUCUCACUCUGGUUGCCGUCCUGGGCUUCUCUGCCACGAGUGUGUCACUAGCCCGACGGCCGGACGUCUAUCUGGACGGUGCUCUUGUUGAUCGCAUGUACACUGUGCCGGCAUACAGCCGCUUUACCUUCAGCUGGUGCGACCCCUUGAUCAAGACCGCCAGAGAGAAGAAGGAUCUCGAAGUAGUCGAUCUUCCUCGUCCCGGCCAUACAACUCGCGCCUCGGAUAUCUCUGCGCGUUGGAAAACGGUCAACCAAAACGCCAACUCCGCGCUUUGGCUCCGUGUUCUUUGGUUUUUCCGGUGGGCCGUCCUAGCCCAGUGGUCUCUCGCCCUCUUCAGGAGCUUUGUCUCCUUCGUGCCUUACUGGGUCACUCUCCAGAUCUUGAGGGCUCUGGAGAAGAGACAGUCGGGGACACAGCUUGAUAUCGAGACCUGGCUUUUGGUCUUCUGGCUUGGCUUUUCCAUCUUGGCCGAUGCUUGGCUGAGCGCCGUCAUGUUCUGGGUGUCGUGGUCGGAACUGCUGGUCCCGGUUCGAAAUCUCCUAUCUGCCAUCAUUGUCGAGAAAUCCAUGCGGCGAAAGAAUGUCAAGUCGGUCAGUAAAUCCGACACCGACACCAACACCGACACCAACACCGACACCGACGCCGAAGCCGAUGGCGAGUCCACGAAUCAAGGCAAACCCGGGGACGACGAGGACGAGGAUGGACCAAGCCUCAAAUCCCAACAGGCCAUCGUCAAUCUGAUCGGUGUCGACGCCAAGCGAGUGUCCGACUUUGCCGCCUAUCAGCUUUUCUUCCCCAGCAGCAUUGCCAGGUUUGUCAUCGGCAUCUGCUUCCUCGUUUCGCUCUUGGGUUGGAUCCCUGUUCUCGCCGGCCUCGGCGCCCUGGCUCUCAUCACGCCGUUGAACAUCUACUUCACCAAGCUCUACACCGGUGCGCAAGACCGACUGAUGAAACUCAGGGACCAAAAGCUGGCCCUCGUCAACGAGUGUCUUCUAGGCAUGCGCCAGAUCAAGUUCUCUGCCCUGGAAGCCCAGUGGGGCGGCCGUAUCCAUGAUAUGAGGGAAAAGGAGCUCAAGGCCAUCUGGGACGCCUUCAAGGCCGAUUCCGCCCUUUAUGGCUCGUGGGUCGGGAGCCCUAUCGCCCUCGCCGCCGCCUCUCUCUCUGUCUACGCCUUGAUCCAUGGUAGUCUGACGCCGUCUGUUGCCUUUGUGAGCAUCAGCGUCUUCAAAUCACUUGAGCUUGCUCUGUCCAUUCUCCCGGAACUCACAACCGAUCUCAUCGACGCCAAAGUCUCCAUCGGUCGGAUCGAGGAAUUCACAAAGGCACCCGAAAUCACCCAGAUCGUGACCCAUGGCGACGGUGUCUCGUUUGAAGGUGCGGACAUUGCUUGGCCCGCUGACGACGAGGAGACCGAUGAAUCCGAGAGAUUCGUGCUGCGCAACGUCACCGCAGAAUUCCCCUCCGGCGAGCUGUCGGUCGUGUCGGGCAAGACGGGAGCGGGUAAGAGCCUGCUUUUGGCUGCCAUCCUGGGGGAAGCGGACCUUCUCUCGGGCAAGAUCUACGUGCCGAAGCCGCCUUCGACCGACGAGCGCCACGACGAUAAAGCAAACCGAGGCAACUGGAUUCUUCCCACCAGCAUCGCCUUUGUUGCUCAGAUCCCCUGGAUCGAGAACGCCACCCUGCGAGACAACAUCCUCUUCGGCCUCCCCCUGGACGAGGACCGCUAUAGCGAGACCAUCAGGGCCUGUGCCCUGCAAAAGGACCUGGACAUGCUGACGGACGGCGACCAGACGGAGCUUGGCGCCAACGGAGUCAACCUCAGCGGAGGCCAGAAGUGGCGCGUCACCCUCGCGCGGGCCGUGUACUCCAGAGCGGGCAUCCUCAUCCUCGACGACAUCUUCAGCGCCGUCGACGCCCACGUCGGCCGCCAUAUUUUCGAGAAAUGCCUCACCGGACCCCUGUGCAAAGGAAGGACGCGGAUCCUGGUCACGCACCACGUCGGUCUUUGCGCGCCCAAGACGAACUUCGUCUUGGAGCUCGGCGACGGCACUGUACAGCGCGCUGUCCGGACCUCCGAGAUGGACGGAGACGACGAUACCCUGCGUCUGAUCGAGCAAGAUGUCCAGCCCCAGCGGACGGGGACGGGGACGGGGACCGGGGCGGAAGAUGAAGAUGGAGAACCCAUGGCAAUGAACUCGGAGGCCGGCGGCAGCGCGCUCCAGAAGGUACCCUCCAAAGCGGCCCGGCAAUUUAUCGAGGAAGAAUCGAAAGAGCAGGGCGCGAUCAAGAAGCAUGUCUACGCGGCGUAUCUGCGGGAUAGUGGCGGAUGGUCCUGGUGGACAAUGUCCGCCUUCUUCUUCAUCGCCUUCGAGGCUAUGACACUCGGCCGCUCAUGGUGGCUCAGGAUCUGGACGGGCAAUAACCAACAAGAGGCACUGGAUCUGAACGCCCACGACGCCCACAACGCCCACGGAGCCGCCUAUGCUGCUAGUCUCCAGCACACCAUGCACCACGUCCCGCCCAAUCCCGUCCACAUAACCGAAGCCCGCAGCGUCGAAUUUUACUUGGGAAUCUAUGUAGCCAUCUCAGCCGCAGCCGCCGUUCUCGGCGUUGUCCGGAUGCUUUUCCUCUUCGUGAUGAGCCUCAAGGCUUCCCGACGCAUCUUCCACAACAUGACCUACACGGUCCUCCGGGCCCCUCUGAGGUGGCUCGACACCGUGCCUGUUGGUAGGAUUCUCAACAGGUUCACGGCGGAUUUCAACAUCAUCGACAGCAGAAUCGCCGUGGACAUUGCCCUGACACUCAACAGUGUUCUCAGCGUCGUCGGCAUCUGCAUUGCUGCCAUCUUCGUCUCCCCUUACAUCAUUCUGCUCGCCUUCGCCCUCCUCCUCGCGUGCGUCCGCGUGGCCGUCAGCUACUUGGACGCAGCACGGCCGAGCAAACGCCUCGAGAGCACAACCAAGUCGCCCAUCUUUGAAGUAUUCGGCUCGGCCCUGGCCGGUGUCACCACCAUCCGGGGUUUCGACAAGGCCAAUACGUACGUCCAGGCCCUGUACACCAAGACGGACGACUACGGCAUGGCAACCUGGUACCUGUGGCUCUUCAAUCGCUGGAUGGGGUGGCGCAUGUCCAUUCUGGGUGCCAUCUUCUCCGUCGUCGUGGCCAUCAUGAUCCUCGGCUCUUCGAGGAUGGACGCCGCACUGGCUGGCUUCACCCUAUCUUUCGCCCUGGAGUUUUCCGAGAGCGUCCUCUGGGCCAUCCGAAACUACGCGAGCAUCGAGUUGGACAUGAACGCCGCAGAACGCGUCGUGGAGUACGCCGAACUGCCGACGGAGGACCAAGGCGGGGAGGAUCCGCCCGCAACCUGGCCGUCCGAAGGCAGGCUGGAGAUCAACGACCUCGUCGUCAGUUACGCAGACGACUUGCCACCCGUCCUCAAGGGGCUGACCUUCCACGUCGAGGGGAAGGAGAGGGUCGGCGUGGUGGGACGGACGGGCGCCGGGAAAUCAUCCCUGACGCUCGCCAUUUUCCGGUUCCUGGAAGCGCGGUCCGGCACCAUCCACGUAGACGGCGUCGACGUCGCCAAGAUCAAGCUCCAGCAGCUGCGUUCUCGCCUCGCCAUCAUCCCCCAGGAUCCCGUCCUGUUCUCCGGCACCGUCCGCUUCAACCUCGACCCGUUCGACGAGCGCACCGAUGACGAGCUCUACGAGGCCCUACGGCGCGUCCACCUUCUCGAUUCGUCACCCGGUACGCCGCCGCCCGGUGAAUCGUCACCGUCAUCAUCGUCAUCAUCGUCAUCAUCCGCCCCGGACCCUGCCCCCGAGCCCGCCACGCCGACGCCGAGGAGCACGAACACCAACCCCUUCCGCAGCCUCUCCUCGCCCGUCGCGGAAGGCGGCCUCAACCUUUCCCAGGGCCAACGCCAGCUCCUCUGCCUGGCGCGCGCCAUCCUCUCCCGACCCAAGGUCAUGGUGCUGGACGAGGCCACGUCGGCGGUCGACAUGGCGACGGACGCGCUUAUCCAGCGCUCCAUCCGCGAGGAGUUUAUGGAGUCGACGCUCCUGGUCAUCGCGCAUCGGCUUAGCACCAUUGCUGACUUUGAUCGCAUUCUGGUGCUGAGUGAGGGGCAAGUCGCGGAGUUUGGCGCGCCGAGGGAAUUGUGGGAGAAGGGGGAAGGUGGCGUGUUUAGGGGUAUGUGUGAGGAGAGUGGCGAGAAGGAAAAGUUGAAGGAUAUUCUUUAUGGUUCGGAUGGUAAAUAGACUGUCGUUUGCCUUUUUUUCUUUUCUUUUUUCGACAAUGUUGAGCAUUCAGAAUGCAUCAUCAUAUCGUCUCGGCUUGGCUUGGAUCAUAGCCGCUUCUUCAUCAAAAGUUUGGUCUUUUAUAUAUACUGGACUCUGGCCCUCUUAGGCAACACAACGUCACUUGGUUCAUAUGCGAAGCGGUGGCUUUGUUUCUCCAGAGCGACAUAAUUCUAGAUGUGAGAUAAGAAAAUAACCGUAGCAAUACCCGCCCUCCAUCCCAUGGCUCAGGGGAUAAGGGGUAUACCCAUAUUCCCAGGGAGGUCGCAGGAGGAGACAAGAGGAGACAAGAGGUUGCUUUGAAUCAAGCCAGCACUGAAAAACACAUAACCGCUUCGUCUUGGCAGAAUUCGCUAUCCAGCCCUCUGCCAUGAGCCUACUAACUG
Molecule: messenger RNA, 5314 nt
Organism: Sodiomyces alkalinus F11
Lineage: Eukaryota; Fungi; Ascomycota; Sordariomycetes; Glomerellales; Plectosphaerellaceae
Product: ATP-dependent bile acid permease
Exons: 4
Coding region: 165-4889 (1574 amino acids)
Biological process (GO): transmembrane transport
Cellular component (GO): membrane
Molecular function (GO): ATP binding; ATP hydrolysis activity; ABC-type transporter activity
Source: RefSeq, a predicted model, not a curated record